This is a messenger RNA of Megalobrama amblycephala (Wuchang bream), 1431 nucleotides long. It is a transcript of the gene rabl3, whose product is annotated as RAB, member of RAS oncogene family-like 3. Gene Ontology annotation, cellular component: endomembrane system. Gene Ontology annotation, biological process: intracellular protein transport. Bases 79 to 780 code for a protein of 233 amino acids. NCBI's taxonomy places the organism in Eukaryota, Metazoa, Chordata, Actinopteri, Cypriniformes, Xenocyprididae. The record is from RefSeq and is a predicted model, not a curated record. The transcript is spliced from 8 exons. Gene Ontology annotation, molecular function: GTPase activity.
UAACCCAUCGUUCUGCACGCAACUUUUAUUUUGUUCUCAUACACGGACAGAGUUUACACAGUGUUCUUCCGGAGAGAAAUGGCAUCUUUGGAUAGGGUGAAAGUGUUGGUCUUGGGAGAUUCUGGAGUAGGGAAGUCCUCUCUUGUACAUUUACUUUGCCAGAAUCAAGUUUUGGGAAAUCCUUCAUGGACUGUAGGCUGCUCAGUGGACGUCAGGGUUCAUGACUACAAAGAAGGCACUCCAGAAGAGAAGACGUACUACACUGAACUCUGGGACGUUGGGGGAUCUGUUGGCAGUGCCAGCAGUGUUAAAAGCACCAGAGCUGUGUUUUACAAUUCUGUAAAUGGUAUUAUUUUAGUUCAUGAUCUGACCAACAAGAAAUCCUCCCAGAAUCUGUACCGCUGGUCACUGGAGGCGCUGAGCAAGGACUCCUCUCCAACUGGCAUUAUUGUAUCAAAUGGAGAUUAUGAUAGAGAACAGUUUGCAGAGAACUCAGUUCCUCUCCUGCUAAUUGGCACCAAAUUUGAUCAGAUCCCGGAAAACAAGAGGAAUGAUGUCCUGACCCGCACUGCCUUUCUAUCUGAAGACUUCAAUGCGGAAGAGAUCAACCUGGAUUGUACAAAUCCACGGUAUCUUGCGGCUGGAUCUUCAAAUGCUGUUAAACUGAGCCGAUUUUUUGACAAGGUAAUAGAGAAGAGAUACUUCACCAGAGACUCUAGCCAGAUACAGAGUUUCACAGACAGGAGGCGCUUUAAUUUCAAGAGUCUGCACAGUGAUUGAGUGUACACAUGUACUUUAGGCUGGUGGGUUUAGUCCUGUUUGUAAUCUAAACAAGCAUAUGAAUAUUCUUCUGUCAUCUGUUCCUCUACAAAGACCAAUUAAUUUGAGGGAUUUUAUUUAUUUUUUUUUGCAGUUAUUUAACAUCAACAUCUAGUUUUCCAUGACAGAAAGAUUUAUGUGGAUUGAUUCAUAUGAGAUUUUCUAUGUUUUCCGUAUUUUAUUUUAUGUUAAAAAUACGGACCCAAGGUUCAAUAGCAACUUGAAAUCCAUAAUUAUCCUGCUCAACAAAAUAAUCCUAAAUUGGAAAUAGACAUUUUCUUCCCUUCUCAUGAUUACUAAUGAGGUGACAUGGACCCCAUUUUUUUGGUAAAAGAUAAUCUAAACAGAUUCCCUGUUUAUAGUAUCAUUUAAGGUGUGAUGGCAGCUGGGAUUUUUGUUGUUGUUGUUGUUGUUGUUGUUGAAAAAUGACCAUUUCUACUUAAUCUGUAGGAUUAUCUGGAAGAAGAAAAAAGUAAUCAAAGAAUUUCAGUUUUUAUUGUUGAUCUUUGUGAUUUAAAAAUAAGACUUUGCUAUAUUAGCAAGCUGUUAAUUCUGUGCAUGUACAUAACACUUUACUUGAGACAACAUUAAAUAAAGAUGCAUUUAAAUGAA